This is a messenger RNA of Macadamia integrifolia, 618 nucleotides long. RefSeq names its product pollen-specific protein C13-like. The transcript has 2 exons. Gene Ontology annotation, molecular function: RNA-DNA hybrid ribonuclease activity; nucleic acid binding. NCBI's taxonomy places the organism in Eukaryota, Viridiplantae, Streptophyta, Magnoliopsida, Proteales, Proteaceae. Bases 1 to 618 code for a protein of 205 amino acids. The record is from RefSeq and is a predicted model, not a curated record.
AUGCCCGCGCACUCACCAAUAUGGUCAGCUGACUGUAAACCAGGGGGAGAUUUUGCUUCCAAACACUUUGAUGGCUCUUUUAUGGGAAAACCAGGUCUAGCGAGCAUUGGUGGAGUUUUUUGUAACAAUUCUGGCAGAUUUAUUUUUGGUUUUGCAUGUUAUGUUGGUGCUACAUUUGCUUAUGUGGCUGAAGCAUUUGCAGCUCGUUUGGCAUUAAAAAUGGCCAAAGAUCAUAACUUUACUCAUGUCAUUUUUGAAGGAGAUUCCCAGCUUUUGGUUAAUCUAAUUGCUGGUGCAAGGGUUAGGGUGGAAUGCAAGGACAGGGAAACACUUAAGGUCGCGUACCAUGUCGAUGGUGUGACAGAUACUACUGGAACUUACAGGAUCACAGUUGCAGAUGAUCACGAGGACGAGCUCUGUGAGUCGGUUCUCAUUAGUAGCCCUCAGACCGACUGCACAGCCAAGACACCAGGGCGUGACAGGUCUCGUGUUAUCCUCACCAACAACAAUGGAAUCAUCUCCAACAUACGUAACGCCAACGCCAUGGGAUUCACGAAGGAUACUGCUCUCUCUGGUUGUACCCAACUCCUCAAGCAAUACCAGGAAUAUGACGAGUAG